GCACACAUACACUCAUAUUUUGUAGUGGCUCGGAUUGCGCUUUCUGUGGUAAGCAUAUUGCCGCUUUGGUAGCUGUUAAUUGCGUCGAUCGACUCUGCAGUAAAAUCGAAUGUUGAACGGCAUUUUAAGUCAAUGUGAGUUUGUGUAAUGACUGUAGGAGCAAAUUCCAACUGACUGGGCCUAGUCUGCGCUAAUAAGGCGUAAAUACUUAUACGUUCGUUUUUCUGAAGAAUCUCGACUGUUGGAAAGUUUGUUGUUUAUCCCGCGUUUCGUUAUUGGCAAUUGUCGGCUUUCGGAAAAGUUGCGAUGUUUGCAUGGUCAUUGAAAAUAUGUUAUUAUUAUGUACAACUAAACCGGAUGUAGACUCUAAUUACUAAGUGGUUGCUGUGCUCUUUCUGAAGAAUGGUUAUGCCAUAUAGCUAAACUUACUGGAUCGGGUUACUCGCUUGCGUAUUGGCGCGUGUUCUGUAAACGUGCACGCGCAUAUUCAAUACAGUAUACAUACAUAUAUUGAUACAAGUCAUUUGACUUCAGUCGAAUAAGUUAAUUCCUUAUGUGUCAUGCUCAAUCAGAUCAGUUUGGUGGUCCAUAGUGGCUACUGUAAACACUCCCUCAAAAGUGCUUUUAACUGUCAUGUCGAUCUAUGUUGACAGGAGACAUGACAUAGCCUUGUUGAUCUAUCUUGAUCAACAACCCACUGUGGGUUUAAUUGUUGCAGAUUCUAAAUGUCCUCAAUUUAAUCAAUGUGUAUGCUGCUUUUCCUAUGCAAUACCUCAUGGAUUGUGCCCAGAACUUCCAAAACCGUUGUAGUUUCCUGCAAUGCCACUGGUGACUUUAAGUUAACCUUUUUAAUUUUAUAGUCGCUAUGUUUUUAGGUGAUAUAUUAAUUAAUAUUGUUGUUAGCGAAUGGCUGUUAUAGGUUUAAUAGUUAAGUUAUCGUUUCAUGAAAGAUUGCCUAUUUAGAAACACAGGUCUUACAGUAGGUAGACAUCAAAUUUUGGUCAUUACUACGAAAACGGUUACAUUUUAUUUAUUGUGUGUGUGUGUGUGUGUGUGUGUGUGUGUGUGUGUGUGUGUACGUGCGUGCGUGCGUGGUGUGCACGCGUACAUUCAUGCUGGGUACUGUUCAUAAACGUGUUGACUAUCAGGUGUAUCUUCUGAUCAGGCCGGAUCAUCUGGCGUCAAUUCGACGGCAGUAGUGACAGAUACCACAGACGGCAAUAGUAAAGUAACGCCUCUUCGUCCCAUUCUAGCUUCUCAAGGCUGGAAGUACGAUGUGUUUUUAUGUCAUGCAGGCGAAGAAAAAGAAGACUUUGUCCGUCCAUUAAACAAUAAGCUCGAGGAGUAUGGAAUUGUUUCGUUUUUUGAUACUGUAUCUUUGCGAGUGGGAGGCAUGGCACAGACAGAUAUUGCGGAAGCCAUAAUACGGUCUCCUCUAUUUGUCGUUAUCCUCAGUCACGAGUUCAAGAAAAAACCCUAUCCAGAAGCAGAAGUUAACGCAGCAUUUGAAUUCGGCUCACGUUACAAGAAAAUCAUACCAGUAUUUUACAAGAUUACAGCCGACGGUUGCAGCGGAUCUAAAGUCGCAAUCCUAGAGAAGUUGGCUAAAAUUACUGGCAUUGAGAAGAAAACGGAUGAAAAUGUUGAUAUUUUCGUGACUCGCGUUGCGAGCGAAAUACGAGAACGUGUUACAGUCCAGCUUGAUAAGGGUGGGAUACAAGAACUACCGGAACUUUCACCUGUUCGCGGAGACAUAAAGAAUAUCUUCGACAAACUUGACGGAAGGACGUACGAGAACAAAUAGAUUUUGUUUGGUAUAUGGGCAAACUGCAUGUCUUUUAUUCUUUUUUUUUAACUAGCACAAACAAUAUGAUACUAGGUUACAUGGAUGAAUUUGAUGUGCUGCUUUGUAUAG
Corticium candelabrum is the source of this 1915-nucleotide messenger RNA. RefSeq lists its product as uncharacterized. The record is from RefSeq and is a predicted model, not a curated record. Lineage: Eukaryota; Metazoa; Porifera; Homoscleromorpha; Homosclerophorida; Plakinidae. The coding region runs from base 1394 to 1804 and encodes 136 amino acids. The transcript is spliced from 3 exons.